CUCGGAAGCAGCAGGGCAGAACUGGGCGUUGCUGGCAGGGCCUGGCAGACCUCUGACCACAGGCCACAGCCAGGUUCCCCCUUCCCGGGCCGUUGGUGAGGGUGGGGGCCGUGUCUUGCUGAGCUCUGGAAGGAGCCGUGGGCCUGCGUUUACCAUGGGCCCCAGGGCAGGGGAGUGGGGUCGCCUGCUGCUGACCGUGGCCGUGGUCCUCACGCUGCCUCCGAGGCCCGCAGGCUCCUGGGGCGCCCGGAUCAUUGGGGGUCACGAAGUGACGCCCCACUCCCGGCCUUACAUGGUGUCUGUGCAAUUUGAGGGCCAGCACCACUGUGGGGGCUUCCUGCUGCGAGCCCGCUGGGUGGUCUCCGCAGCCCACUGCUUCAGCCACAGGGACCCCCGCACGGGCCUGGUGGUGCUGGGGGCUCACGUCCUGCGUGCCCCGGAGCCUACACAGCAAGUGCUUGGCAUCUCUGCCGUCAUCAGGCACCCGGACUACCAGCCCGACAUCCACGCCAAUGACAUCUGUCUGCUGCUGCUGAACGCCUCUGCUGUCCUGGGUCCCGCAGUGGGGCUGCUGAAGCUGCCGCGGAGAGACGCCAGGCCACUCAAGGCUGGGGCACGGUGCCAGGUGGCGGGCUGGGGCUCCGUAUCAGACUUUGAGGACCUGCCGCCCGGGCUGAUGGAGGCUGAGGUCCGCGUGCUGAGCCUGGACAUCUGCAACAGCUCUUGGAGGGGCCAGCUGAGCCCUGCCAUGCUCUGCACCCAAAGUGGGGACCGCCGGCGGCGUGGCUUCUGCUCAGCCGACUCUGGGGGGCCCCUGGUGUGCAGGAACCGGGCCCAUGGCCUUGUCUCUUUCUCCGGACUCUGGUGUGGCGACCGCAAGACCCCCGAUGUGUACACACAGGUGUCUGCCUUUGUGAGCUGGAUAUGGGAUGUGGUUCGAAGGCCCCCGGCCCAGCCCCCUGCCCAGGACCACUGGGUCCCUGAGCAGCCACCAGAACCACAACAGCACUGGGGAUAGAGACGGGAUGGCGAAUGACUGCGACAGCUCCUUCCCCAGAAACCCCAUGGCCUGGCAGGUCAUCCACAGGCCCCCACAGGCCCCGGGGAAGCCUGGUGGGUAUGGGGUUGGGGUGGGGCAGGAGACGGCAUCCGUGCCAAACGCAAAGGGCCAAAUGACCAAAUAAAACGUUAACCGAAUAACCAGA
Mustela erminea (ermine) is the source of this 1205-nucleotide messenger RNA. RefSeq names its product serine protease 57 (gene PRSS57). The coding region runs from base 155 to 1018 and encodes 287 amino acids. The record is from RefSeq and is a predicted model, not a curated record. The transcript has 5 exons. Gene Ontology annotation, molecular function: serine-type endopeptidase activity. NCBI's taxonomy places the organism in Eukaryota, Metazoa, Chordata, Mammalia, Carnivora, Mustelidae. Gene Ontology annotation, biological process: proteolysis.